Dunckerocampus dactyliophorus (ringed pipefish) is the source of this 7288-nucleotide messenger RNA. RefSeq names its product calmodulin regulated spectrin-associated protein family, member 2a (gene camsap2a). The transcript has 19 exons. Gene Ontology annotation, molecular function: calmodulin binding; spectrin binding; microtubule minus-end binding. The record is from RefSeq and is a predicted model, not a curated record. Bases 615 to 4979 code for a protein of 1454 amino acids. Gene Ontology annotation, biological process: negative regulation of microtubule depolymerization; cytoplasmic microtubule organization; neuron projection development. NCBI's taxonomy places the organism in Eukaryota, Metazoa, Chordata, Actinopteri, Syngnathiformes, Syngnathidae. Gene Ontology annotation, cellular component: microtubule minus-end.
AAGCUCAUAAUGCCAUGCCACUGGAGUACCAAUUCACGCCUGUGCAACCAGCUAGAUCCACGCUGUAGCUCGGUAAUCGGUUUGUUCUUGCACACAGGGAGAAACCGCUAAUUUUUCAGACUGUUCCUGAAGGCGUCUUUGGCGCAUGCGGAGUAAGCACAAAACGGUGCAGAGCGUGGUUGGAGUCUUGGAGAGUGGUUCCUCGCUGCAGAGAAACCGCAACAAGGCACCAGGACUAUGAAAAAGGAGUAAAACGCGACUUACAACAGUUUUCCUCACAAGAACCCAAAAGGAAACACCCUCAAAUUCCACAAAUCCCAAAGAAUGGGAAUGUCCACGUUGAAGAGCACUUUCCCCUGUGAAAUCCAAGGAAAGCGGCUCUGCUGCUUUGUGCGAAGGAGCCCGUCUCAUUUGAUGAAUGGAUGAAAAACACCGCGACUCAUUGUGUCAACGACAGAUUCUGGAGAAUUCCAACCGACCCGCCUUUCAGUUGAGGAGCCAGACUGCAUACAUUCUUCAUUUGACAGCCGCUCGUUUUCCACCAAAAUUCCACUCACGGGAUGCUUUGGCGCUGCUCUGCUGGGAAGGGCUGAAGAAAACGACAGCGUGGAAAUAUGGGUGAAGUUCAAGACGUGAAGAAUAUGAAGAAGGUCUUCGUGGCACCGGCUAUUAAGUCCUUUGAGCACUAUGACUUCUCCCGGGCUAAAAUCUGUUGCAGUCUCUCAUGGCUGCUGUCCAAAGCGUAUGGGGCAGACAGCAUCCCAGCAGACAUGAAAGAGCCCUUCUAUACGGACCAGUAUGAGCAGGAGCACCUCAAACCCCCUGUGGCCAGUCUUCUGCUGUCCGCGGACCUCUACUGCCGGGCCGCCACCUUGAUCCUGAGGAGUGGUAAUGGUGAACCUCUACAGGGCCACAACGCUGUCAUUCAGGCUCUGGCCCAGCGAGGACUCUAUGUCACCGACCAUGAUCGACUUGUCACCGAGAGGGACCUUCAAAAGCGACCUCUGCAAAUGAGUGCUCAUCUGGCAUUGAUUGACUCUCUGCUGCUGGCGUACGCAGCGGACACCCUGAGUGUGGAGAAGGUGAUGGCUAGCAUUCGCCCGUAUUCAUCCUGCAACUCUGAGGAGGAAACGCCAUACGAUACAGAGGACGCAGUCACCACCUGGAUAAAUAAGAUAAACGAGUAUCUGAAGGACAUUGUGGCUCAGGAGGAGAAGAAAAAAAAGGAGACACAGAAUGCAGAGACUGCAGGAAGUCCUCGGUCUCCCACCAAGUGGUACAUGAAGCUUGUGCCUGCCCGCUACAGGAAAGAGCAAAGCAGCACUCAGGUGAUUCCCUGGAUCCCUCCAGUGGAUAACCUGCUGAAGGACAGCACAGAUGGCUCAGCACUGGGUGCUCUUCUGCACUUCUACUGCCCCCAGCUGCUGCCUCUCGAUGAUGUGUGUCUGAAGGAGAACAUGACACUGGCGGAUCGUCUCUACAACGUGCAGCUCAUUCAGGACUUCUGCAGAGACAACCUGGACAGCUGCUGCCAUUUCAGUGUGGAGGACAUGCUCUAUGCCUCGUCCACCAUCAAGAAUAACUAUUUGGCGUUUAUGGCAGAGCUGUUUUGGUGGUUUGAGGAUGUUAAACCCUCUUUUGUGAAGCCGAGAAUCUCAGACCAUGAAGCCACAGACCCCUCAUCCUUGUUAAAGAAUAUCCCAGCCAUCCCAAUCUCUAAGGCAACGAAGAGGAGCUUCAUGGAAAGACCCCCCAGUCCUGAAAGACCAAGUUUGCCCCUGCGACCUCAGCCUCGAAAUUCAGGUGAAAUCAAAAGGUCGACGUCAAUGUCCUUUGUGGAUAGCAACCUUGGUACCUGGCCCAAAGAGAAAAGGCCUGGGCCUUAUGGAGUAUCCUUUGACAUCCCUUUCGACAAAGAGGAAAAAGCCCCUGCACCUCAUUCCUCCACGCGUGGUAUGGUCAGGUCCAUCAGCACUGAUGACGGUUCUGGUUUUAAAGUCCACCAACUCCCCCGCGGGAUGAAGCGGAACCUGUCCUUCCAGCCAGUGAACGGUCAAAGCGUUGGCAUUGAGGAGGAGGGUUGCCCCGACAGCCUAGCCGGUAUGGAGCCUGACAGGCGGACCUACCCUAAUGGAUCUAGCAGAGUCACAUCAACAACUCCCUCUAUGGAGGAAGCCCUCCAGAUCAUUCACAGCCCAAGCAGGCCUCCCGUGGAAGGUAUCAACAAUGGUUUCUUCCUGCACAGCCCGGACCUUGGCACUGGCAUUGGCAGCUUGGAGCCAGUGUCUGAGCUGGACUCCAAAGGACUUCUGAGCCCGACAGACACCACAGAGGUUGACACUGGUAUCCACAUUCAUACAGAAGACAUGCUGGAUGAGGAUUCCUCACUGAAAGACUGCUCUGUGAACAUGGACCUGGAUAUGGAUACACCCAGCCCUUGCCCAAGCAGUCAGAGCAAAUCCCCCUCCGCAAUGAAGAUGACCAACUUUGCAGAGCAGAAGAUGAAGAAACUGAAUCCAUCUGCGCCUGACUCGGGGCGGGAGAGCAGCAGCUCCCUAAAAACAACACCAGAGGGUUCAGAUUUAGGUUUGCCAUUAUCAGUUUCAUGGGCUCCGACCCCUGAACAUAGUCCCAUUCAUCAACAAACACCAACAGUCCCUACUAAAGCAUCAUCUGUCCAGCUUCCACCCAAUGACCCUGCUCAGGUCAUGGCAACAGAGAUGGUUCAGCUGAGGAUGCGAUUGGAGGAGAAAAGGAAAGCCAUUGAAGCGCAAAAGAAGAAGGUGGAGGCGGCUUUUACCAGGCACCGGCAAAAGGCGGGACACUCUGCCUUUCUUAAUGUGGUGAAAAGAAAGGGGGACGGAGCAGCAAGUGGAGGCGAUGAAGGAGGCAAAGUUGAUGGUGAAGGCAAGGCUGCAAGUCCCAAUUUGAGGUGUGGUCGAAGCAGUGCAGACACACCUGACGGGGCGGAGCAAAGCAGUACAAGCUCCUGUUGGCAAAAGUCCCCUUGUGGAGGCGAGGAGGGUGGGCAAGGCCACGCCCAGCUCACUGAGGCAGACCUCACCGAGUAUACGCGCUCCAUUGAGAAACUCAACCAUUCUUUAGCCUUCCUCCAGACUGAGAUGCAGCGGCUGGCUCAGCAGCAGGAAGUCAUCAUGGCCAUGAGGGAGCAGCAACAUCAACAGGCGUGGGUCAUUUCUCCCUCUCACGCAAACCCCUCGCCACAAAAAUACGGCCGAGGUGGUGCCGUCACUCGAUCCUCAGGACCCUCCUCCCCGGCAGACUCCCCUCGCCCGGCCCACCGCUCUCCAACCAGCAUCAAGCGCAAAUCUGCCUCAUUUCACUCCCGCAACCCUCGUACCGUCCGCCCCAGUGAACUCAAGUUGGCCCCUUACAACCGCGUCCUCACCGCCCCUCAGUCUGUGGAUAGCAUCCCCAGACUGCGGCGUUUUUCUCCCUGCCCCCCCACAGCCAGCUCCUUUGUUUACAUGGGGGAGAAGCCGGCAGCUUCCAGCCUCGAAUCAGCCAACAAGGAGACAGACUCGCCCCUAUCCCCAGACAAGGAGCUCAGUGGUGUCUGUGCAUCUCCUCCCAGCUCUCCGAAAGGGGAGAAAACAGAGGGGGACUCAAAGGCCCAAAUCCAGGAGCCAAAAUCACCCACCCAAAGCCACACCACUGAUAUGGAAACAGUUGGUGUCGAUUUGAAGCCUGCACAGACGUCAUUUGCUGAAGUUCUGGCCCACCCAGUGGUAGAGACCUUCACGGUGACCCCCACAGAGAUCCCCACGUUGCCAGAUGUCAAGAGCAACCUAAUUGAGGUUCCUCUGUCGGUCGUGAAGCGGCUGGAAGAUAUGACACUUGAUGGCAGCGUGGAGUUGGAGCUUGGAGAUGUGGAUGUCUCGGAGGAGGAACAGAGGCUGUGUCGUGGCUUCUUCUUCAAGGAGGACGGAAAGGCAGAGGAAAACAUGGCUCAGAAAAGGGCCGCCCUGAUGGAGAAGAGGAUGAGGAGAGAGAAGGAAAGCCAGCAGAGGAAGAUGCAGCAGGAGGCGGAGCUAGAGCAAAAGAAGGAGGAGGCUCGGUUGAAAGCGGAGGAGGAGCGCAUCAGGAAGGAGGAAGACAAGGCCAGGAAGGAGUUCAUCAAGCAGGAGUAUCUCAGGAGGAAGCAGCUGAAGCUGAUGGAGGACAUGGACACCGUCAUCAAGGCUCGACCAGCUGGCAGCGCCAGGCAGAGGCGAGGUCGGCCCAAGUCGAUCCAUCGCGACAGCCUUGACUCCCCAAAAACUCCGGUCCGGGCUGUCGCAGUCUCCAGCUUGUCCUUGGCGUCCCUGGGAGACGGCGACGGCGUACAAUCGGAGAAGAGAGCGCAAAGAAGUGCUAGUUUAGCCUCUGGAAGUCUCCUCUGCUUUCUUAGCUCUCCUAAACUGAGAAGGAGAAGGCCUGAUUCUGCAGAUGGCUUCCUGUCCCCGAGUCGUUCCAGCAGCAGGAAUGGGGAGAAGGACUGGGAGAAUGCAUCCACCACCUCUUCCGUCACAUCCAUCACAGAGUACACAGGACCUAAACUCUACAAAGAGCCAAGUGCCAAAUCUAAUAAGCACAUCAUCCAGAACGCGCUAGCCCACUGCUGCCUCGCCGGCAAGGUCAAUGAGGGGCAGAAGAACAAGAUCCUAGAGGAAAUGGAGAAAUCGGAGGCCAACAACUUCCUGGUUUUGUUCCGAGACGCCGGCUGCCAGUUCCGCUCCCUAUACACUUACUGCCCCGACACCGAGGAGAUCAACAAACUAGCAGGCGUCGGCCCGAAGAGCAUCACACGCAAGAUGAUCGACGGCCUCUACAAGUACAACUCGGACAAGAAGCAGUUCAGCCUGAUACCAGCUAAGACCAUGUCGGCCAGCGUGGACGCCGUCACUAUCCACAACCACCUGUGGCAAACCAAGAAGCCAGCCACCCCUAAAAAAGUAGUGCCUGCCCCCCAGUCCUGAUGGAACCUGAACAAAAUUGCACUUUCACCGCAUAUUUCCAUGACGAUUCCAACACCUGCAAUUCCACGUAGUUGGUUCCCAUCCAUCAAUUUUCUGCUGAUGACGAAUGAUGUAAAUAUCUUUAACUUUUUUUUUUUUAAAGCCAAGUCAUGUGGGAGUCUAGUUUAUGAAGGCAUGUGUGAGUACAGUUUUUAUUUCCUAUGUGCCAAACGUCAAAAACGAGACCGUAUGAAUGCUAGGACAUUGUACUCAGAACACUGAAGCACUGAAUGUUUAUAAUUCAUGUACAGAUUGAUUUUAAUUUGUGAGUGCAAUGAGGUGAUUGUAAUCCGACGUACUCGGUUGCUUUCUUUUUUUAUAUACUAUAUAUUCAAAGGAAGCCUUUGUGUUUAUGAGUAACCAUGUUUGUACGUUACGGUACGCAAAAUCAAAGGGCCAAAAAGAUUGCAUACAGCUAGCGUUCGCCACACACCACUUGUGUGUUCAGCUCAACAAAGUCAAACGGUUUCAGCUUUUUCAGGACCCCUUUCUUUGGAGGAAUGUAGGCCAUCACUCCAGAUAGAACAUAUGUGUUGUGUUCGUCUUGUGUUUAAGUGAAAGUGUCAGACAGUGGAAAUUAGGGGUGCAACGAUACACAAAAUUCACGGUUCGGUUUGGUACUUUUUCGAUGCAAAAAAAGAAAUUAACUUACCUUUUUAAUUAGAAUUUUAUUAUAAUUGCCAGCAUUUUUGUUAUUUUUCAACAUUCUCAGUGUGGUAUGAAUGUGGGAGGCGGAGCUGAGUGGCUCUGUGCUUGACAGUGCAACCUAAGCCAGAGUAGUCGAUCGCAGAUGCGCUGAGCUUUCAGCACAGGGCGCCGUCAGAAGUUGUUAAAAUAAAUCUAAAACUGCGUAUUGUUCGAUACAGGGCUCACGGUUCGGUAUGCAUGUUUAUUGAUACGCGUAUUGUUGCACCCCUCGUGGAAAUGAUUCAUUUGUCGUUUUGUUUUUGCACUUGGGAAGAUGAUUUUGAAUGAUGAUAUCCAGCAUAAAAUGAGCACAUUUUUACAGCCAUCAGACGCAUUUGGACCAAGUAUUUUCUACUAAGGAAAUAGAAGAAUGCAAGAAAGAUUAUUCUGUAUCAAACCGAUACGUUGUUUGAGUUUGACUGAUAUUUGACACGAGAUGGCCAAGAUAGCCCAGCACAAAUGUUAAACCAACUGUCAGGGAUGAUUGCGCAUACAGUAUCAAGGCAAGACCUGUAUUGGUUUUGAACUGCUGUAUAGGUCAAAAAUAAAUGCUGUAGGUGUUUGUUGUUGGCACCAUUACUGGUCAAGAUUCAUGGUCGCUUUUCUGCAGGUUCCUGCAGUCGACGGCUGUUUAUAUCAAAGUACGAGCUCUGUUGGUUAUCAACGGUUCUCGGCACAAAUUAGAGCAUAGCUCUGGUUUGCAUGUGUCAGUGUUUUCUUUCAAAGAUGAUCGCUCUAUCAGAGCAAGAACCCUAAUGAGCCAAUCGGUACAUGUACCUCGUCAAUGCUCUACCGUCUUCGUUUUUACCAUCUUUCCUCCAAUUUGCAGGGGUUGUUGUUCAACUUCAACGCAGGAACUCAAAUGUACAAUCCUGUCGAUAUCGAGCGACGCCCCCAUCCGUCAUGUUCCAAGGUCGAUUUGUGUGGAUUGAACACUGUCCUUGGUGACAGUUUUCUACUCGUGCUUUCAGUUUGAAACAUAUUGUACAAUCGCAAACGGUGCAGUCGCUCACACGGACUGAAAUCACACAGCGACGACUAAGAAGCCUUGUAUUGUAGACUAGUACUUUUGUUGGAAAAUCUGUAGUUUCACACUCUGUGUUACAGAUGAACGCCACGUAAUCCUCAUGUAUUUAAAUUGGCACAUCGUUAACAAUGGCGGUUAUCACGAGAGAGUGCUUUAGCUGCAACAUGUAAAGAUUAGGAAUAUUUUGCUAGUUUUCCGCUCUUUAGUUGUAGAAGGCAGAUGAUGUUCUGCUGCAUACGGGUAAGAAAAGGCACCGCUUUUCUUGGUGUCAUGAACAAAUAUGCUGACUUGGUGCAUCAUUUUAAACUUGGGCGGGGUGGGUAUUUAUGACUGAGAGAGAGCAUGUACUUUAGUUUAAAAUGUAAUCUAGUAUGUUGGUUUAUUGACCACAGGAAACCAAGGGAAUAUUUCAACUGUAAGAUUAUUGUACAGUCAGUGUGUUCAUGUGCAGACUUUGCUAUAAGGACUUUUCAUGUGCUGUCAUAAAAACAUGUAGUUUCUUUGUUUUUGCUGCAUUAAAUAAACUCAGCAUGGCCUCCAAAUACGUGUGUUUGUA